UUCAUCCUGCAGCUGCCCUGGAGUCUUGGAAAGAGCCGCUUGAAAUCUUUUGGAAAAGCUUUUAAAUAUAAAGUCACCAUCUCUGAGCUGAGGAGAACUGGAGCAGCAACGGUCAACCAAUGCAGAGAGGAGGAGAGAGACUGAGGACGGAAACUACAGAGGGGCAGAAGGUUCUCAGAUUGGCGGCCAGAAAACACAGAGGUGAACUGGCUGUUUUGGGAUAAUGAUGAAAAGGAAGAAGAAUUUAGUGGAGGACAGCUCCACACUUAUCGCCCUCUCGGACCAUCCUGAACAAACCUACGGGAGCAUGGAGAUGAGUGCGGCACCUCAGGAAAACAUGAACGUGUUCAGUGAUGGGGUCACCCGGAUCGAUUUUGUCUUGGUGUGGGAGGAAUCUGUGAACCCCCUGAAGUUUGCCGAAUCAGAUGAAGUAUCGUCGGGUUCCUCGCGUGACACUCACAGGAAGUGGAGGACAGAGUUUCUUUCCAGACUCCGGACUGCUGGUCUUCAUCAGGAGACGAAAGAGGUUUUACAGGGAAAAACAAAGACUACUUACGUCCUUCUGAGUGCGCCCUGGAAUGUUCUGUGUUAUUAUGCUGAGGAGAUCAGCCUUCGAGUACCAUUACAGGUUGUGACAACUCCAAUAUCAAACUGGUCUGAGAAGAUCCUAGAAAAACUGCAUAUCCCAAACAUAAUGGCACAAGAUGUGCCCAACCUUCCACUGGACUACUACACCUGCCAGUUCCACACCAAUAAACUAGAGAGGUUUCUUGGUCAUGAAAACAAGGAUACGUUUUUCAAGACCACACAGAGGCAUCAGAUACUGUAUGAGAUAUUAGCCAGGACUCCAUAUGGCUCGUUGAAUAGAGGGGAGGUUGGCAUUGGCAGGCUGGUUAGUGAGAAUGUUCUCACUGCUGCUUUUCCUUUACAUGAGGGUCCAUCUGAGAUGCCGAAGACUCCAGUAGAUCCACAGUCUCUCAACAUGAGACAGAUCCUGCAUCAGUACUGGGCUCGCUGGGCUUGCUGGAGGAAGUACCAACCUCUGGAUCACAUUCGUGAAUACUUUGGCGAGAAGAUAGCACUCUACUUUGCAUGGUUGGGUUUCUACACAGGCUGGUUAUUACCAGCAGCAGUAGUGGGUUUUAUUAUUUUUCUGUUUGGUAUCUGGCUGAUGGUCACUGAUGUGGCAGCAGAAGAGCUGUGCUCCAGUGGAGACGCCUUUGUCAUGUGUCCACUAUGCAACAUCUGCAGCUACUGGAACCUCUCCAGCAUCUGCUAUACUUAUAAGGCAGGCUUGCUAUUUGACAAUGGAGGAACUGUGUUCUUCAGUAUAUUCAUGUCUCUGUGGGCCGUCACCUUCCUGGAGUACUGGAAACGCACAAGCUCCAUACUCUCCCACCGAUGGGACUGCUCCGAAUUUGAAGAAAUAGAGGAGAGGCCAAGACCAGAAUUCACAGCACUGGCGCCCAUGACGGUUCGUAAUCCUGUGACUGGGGCUGAAGAACCCUAUUUCCCAAAGACUCAACGGCUGAGUCGUAUUCUAACUGGCAAUAUGGUCAUCAUUCUAAUGAUUGCCAUUGUUUUGAUUUUCCUAAUAGCCAUUAUCCUGUAUCGAACUAUCCUAAGCAUCAUUAUCUACAGAUCGCAGAACGCCUUCUUCAUAUUUUCUGCUGGAAGGAUAGCUAGCCUUACUGGUUCUAUGCUAAAUUUGCUGGUUAUUCUGUUGUUGUCACGGCUCUACACUUACCUGGCCAAAAUUCUGACACGAUGGGAAAUGCACCGCACCCAGACCAAAUAUGAGAAUGCGUUCAUCCUCAAGGUCUUCAUCUUCCAGUUUGUCAACUUCUACUCAUCUCCUGUUUACAUUGCUUUUUUCAAGGGCAGGUUUGUUGGAUACCCUGGAAACUAUAACACACUCCUAGGAAUCCGAAAUGAGGAUUGUGGUGCCUCUGGAUGUCUCAUUGAACUAGCUCAAGAACUGUUAGUCAUUAUGGUAGGCAAACAGGUCAUCAGCAACAUCCAGGAAUUUGUCUUGCCUAAAUUAAAGACAUGGUGGCACAGGAGGAAGCUGAAGCCAGCUCCCAGUCAGGAGGUGAUAGAUGAACCAGACAGGCAGCCAGAGCUCAGCCCAUGGGAAGCAAACUAUCAGCUGCUGGUGUGCGAGGGGCUGUUCGAUGAGUAUCUAGAGAUGGACUGA
Molecule: messenger RNA, 2197 nt
Organism: Sinocyclocheilus grahami
Lineage: Eukaryota; Metazoa; Chordata; Actinopteri; Cypriniformes; Cyprinidae
Product: anoctamin-7-like
Exons: 20
Coding region: 224-2197 (657 amino acids)
Biological process (GO): calcium activated phospholipid scrambling; chloride transmembrane transport
Cellular component (GO): plasma membrane
Molecular function (GO): protein dimerization activity; chloride channel activity
Source: RefSeq, a predicted model, not a curated record